Porites evermanni is the source of this 552-nucleotide messenger RNA. Lineage: Eukaryota; Metazoa; Cnidaria; Anthozoa; Scleractinia; Poritidae. The record is from the annotation of a GenBank genome assembly.
AUGACCUCACAAACACUAACAAACUGGACGAUUCGAGACGUUGUUAUGAAAACCAGUUCUCGCAGAACUUCAAACUAUUUUCGAAACAGUAGUAGGGACAAGCCGAGUUUCAAAAAGGCCGGCAAAGUCUGCUUCGCGGAGAAUUUGGAGACGGUACAUGAGGUUCCUUACAACUACGACAUUUAUAAUAAAUCGAAUCUUCGCUUGAAAUUACCAGACAUUGAAGUGCACAAAUACACUCCGCUUGUUUGCAGAGAUCCCUACGCCAGACCAUCAAAGCGAAAACUAAGAGAUAAACUUGCAGACAUGUUUAUUAGCGACACCUUCAAGCUUCCAUUUAUUAGAGAAGACGUUACCAAGAAGAUAACUCCAACGAAAGGUAAAGAUGUAGACUCCUUGGCUGAACCACAAUUGCCAAAACCGAAAACUCGAACCAGAGCUUCUGACAAGUUUGAAGCCGGGAACACGCUGCAUUUUAAAUAUAGUGAUUUUAUAUUGAGAAAGAUGGAUAGAAGUACCUCUUCGAAAGAGAAACUGUUCUUUGUGAAGUAA